This is a messenger RNA of Paramecium octaurelia, 199 nucleotides long. The record is from the annotation of a GenBank genome assembly. NCBI's taxonomy places the organism in Eukaryota, Ciliophora, Oligohymenophorea, Peniculida, Parameciidae.
AUUAGUGGGAUGAAUAGAUGACACAAUUAUAUACACAGAUUUACAUUAAAUAUAUCUCUGGAUACAUGAUUUUAAUUCAUAAAGUCCUCAUAGGCAUUUUAAAUAUUAAUAAUUCGAUUAUUAAGCAUCACUUUAAAAUGGACAGAACCUGGUUUCUAACAAUGAAUGACUCUAUGGAAUAUCACGAGUGUGCUUGAAU